AUGAUGAAUCUUUCAGUAGAUGAAUUAAAAGAGCAAAGUAAACAAACACUGGCCCUCAUCAAGCGAGGAAUGUGCACUCCAGAUGAUCCCAGUAGAUGAAACAACCCAGAAAGGCUUGAAAAACUAUUGACUGUAGCUAUGCAAGGCAAACUUUUACGGCUCAAAGUUAAAAGUUCUUUAAUUUUACCAAGAAAUUCAGUUAUAAACAUUUCCCCUCUCAAGUAUGAGCUGAGCAAUCGCGGGGCAAAGGAUGGCGUCACUUAUUUGGGCUGCAAGAAAAAAGACAGGCCGAAAGGACAAAUUGUAUGUGAUUUUGUGAUACCUUUGGCAGAUAAAGCAUUAGCAAACUCAUUGAGGACUCCUCACUUUUUGAUAUGAUAUGACCCUUAUAUAGAUUCUUAUUAUAUAAGAGAUUUUGCUGUAGGCUCUGGAGUCUAUGCAAAAAUAGACUAUACUUUAGCUUUAUAUAAGAAGCAGUAUAUUGUUACCUUUGGGGAAUCACAUUUGCUUAUUACGAUAAUCCCAUCAACUCCAUACCCAAGACUUUGCCUUAAAGUUUAUGGAGGAAAAACGUCUGGAGAGUUGAUAUUCUUCGACGCCCAUGAAUAUCAUAUGGACCAAGUUUACGUCGGCCGAGAUCAAAGCUGUAAUGUUUUUAUUGACGACAAUUUAAUUUCAAAAAAACAAGCCACAAUCUUCUACAGCCAGAAAAAAGGCUGAAUGCUAGUAGAUGGGGAUUUGCAAACUCAAAGACCAAGCACAAAUGGAACUUGGUAAAAUUUAUUUAGGCUCUAUUUAAAUGACGAUUUAGAACUUAAAGAAGGGAUGGAACUUAAAGCAUUCCAAACAUUAUUUAAAGUCAAUAUUUAUUAG
This is a messenger RNA of Blepharisma stoltei, 873 nucleotides long. The record is from the annotation of a GenBank genome assembly. NCBI's taxonomy places the organism in Eukaryota, Ciliophora, Heterotrichea, Heterotrichida, Blepharismidae.